AUUUGACGCAGUGUGGAAGUCCUGAAGAGUACGACGUCCGAGUUUCAAGGUUGAUUUAUCUGAGCGCAUGUGCGGGCAUGUCAGGCAGCAGGUUGAUGAGAGCCAUUAGAGUGAGUGAGUUCGGAGCUCCGUCAGUCCUCAGACUGCGCUCUGAUGUGACUGUCCCUCAGCCCGGGCGCACACAGGUGUUGAUCCGUGUCCAUGCCUGUGGAGUGAACCCUGUGGAAACUUACAUCCGAGCUGGGACGUAUGCAAGGAAACCCACCCUGCCUUACACACCUGGCUCUGAUGUAGCAGGAGUGGUGGAAUCAGUUGGAGAAGGAGUGACUGCAGUGAAGGCAGGGGAUCGUGUGUUCACCACAGCUACAGAGACUGGAGGCUAUGCAGAGUACACUGUAGCAGCUGGCGACUCUGUUUACAAGCUGCCUGAUGCUUUAGACUUCACACAGGGAGCAGCCAUCGGGAUCCCGUACUUCACCGCCUACAGAGCUCUGAUCCACAAAGCGCACGCCAAGGCUGGAGAGACCGUUCUUAUCCAUGGAGCCAGUGGAGGGGUGGGCAUUGCAGCCUGUCAGUUGUCCCGUGCUCUGGGUCUUCAGGUUUUUGGGACAGCAGGGACACCAGAGGGGAUGAAGUUGGUCCUUAACAAUGGAGCUCACCUGGCCUUUAAUCACAGACAAGAAGAAUACACAGACAAAAUCACGGAAGCCACAAAGGGCCGAGGUGUAGAUGUGAUAGUGGAGAUGCUGUCAAAUGUCAACCUCAGUAAGGACCUCCAGAUGCUGGCCUAUGGAGGGCGAGUGAUGGUUGUUGGCUCCAGAGGAUCUAUAGAGAUCAAUCCCAGAGACACCAUGAUUAAAGAGAGCAGCAUAGUGGGAGUGGCCCUUUUCUUUGCAACACCGGUACAAAAUAACAGCAUCACAAAAUUUGAGGAGUUGAAGGAGUGUGGAGCUCUACUGUAUGCAGGGAUGGAAGCUGGUUGGUUGCGUCCGGUCGUCGGUUCCCAGUAUCCGCUUGAAAAAGCUGCCCAGGCCCACCAUGAUAUCAUUGAGUCUCCCGGGGCUGCUGGGAAGAUGGUCCUGACUAUGUGACGACCAUGUAAUGAGUCACAGGUCACCUUUACAGUUUUUACAGUUCAGACUGUUUUUAAAUGGGUGAUACUUUAAUAAAAAUUUUCAGGAACAGUUAAUGUUGUUGUUUGUUGCUUCUAUGGCAAAAAUCAGUUUGCUAGAUCACAGAAAAUAAUGCAGAAAAUCCUUAGGCUGGAUUUGUUUUUACUGUACCAUCAUGGUGCAAUUUACCAAUUGGAUGAAACCUUACUGUAGUGAAGUUAUUUCUUUAGUUCGUGUUAAUAUACUUUUGUAUUUCUAAAGCUGAAUUUAAUAGUUUUUUUUUUCCAGAAUGAUCAGAGUGUUUUUGCAGAUCUCUUCAUAAGGUCUGUUGUCACUGAUUUUAGGUUUAGUUCUUGUGUAAUUUGGCAUAUCUCACUCUUUUCUUCUUGUUACCCUUCCUUAUGAAGGGCAUCUUGACAGCCAGCCUUCGCCUGAGAGCAUUUGUGAUGAGGCUUCAUUAAACAGUAGAUGAAUAAACUGAAGGACUCCAUGCAUA
Messenger RNA from Maylandia zebra (zebra mbuna), 1608 nucleotides. NCBI's taxonomy places the organism in Eukaryota, Metazoa, Chordata, Actinopteri, Cichliformes, Cichlidae. The record is from RefSeq and is a predicted model, not a curated record.